Heterobilharzia americana is the source of this 450-nucleotide messenger RNA. The record is from the annotation of a GenBank genome assembly. NCBI's taxonomy places the organism in Eukaryota, Metazoa, Platyhelminthes, Trematoda, Strigeidida, Schistosomatidae.
AUGUCUUUGUUGGGCAACCUGCGUCUAACAUUACCAGCUUCUGCUCCUUAUCCGUCUACACAAGUCACAUUCUUCAAUCGAUCUGGAUUCGUCUUUACAAAUCACCCACAUUAUGAGAACACAAAUCUUCGUCUCCGAACUGUUUUGGCUUAUGCAAUUUACAGUCGUAAACCUGUACAUGAUGUAUGGCACAUUUACCGUUACUCCUUAAAGACUGAUUUUAUGAUAGUAGAAGCACAUAUAUGUCCACCUAGAGGGGGAUGCAGUAAACCUGAACUUUAUGACUUAUUAGACCCACAUCUAGUUGGGCGUCCAGCACUAUGUGAAUCAUUGUUAACUGCGCCAGUUUCACAAACUGGAGAAACUCCGAGUAUUUUGAAGCCAUAUUUUACAGUUAUAUAUGUAGAACCCCAUACAGGUCGCCUUGUUCUGUACGUUAAUAAACUAUGA